This is a messenger RNA of Solanum dulcamara, 1527 nucleotides long. Its product is annotated as myb-related protein 306-like. The record is from RefSeq and is a predicted model, not a curated record. Lineage: Eukaryota; Viridiplantae; Streptophyta; Magnoliopsida; Solanales; Solanaceae. The transcript is spliced from 3 exons. Gene Ontology annotation, biological process: response to auxin. Bases 241 to 1314 code for a protein of 357 amino acids.
UUCAUCUUUGGUCAGCUUAAAGACUCCUCUUCUCUCUCUUCAACAAAUUGUGUAUAUAUACACACAAGGACCCCCACUCCAUUAAACAACUUUGCUCUACUCUUUAACAAAAUUUUCUACAAAGAGAGAAAAGCAAUACAUAAAAACGAAAGCUACAUCUUUUUUCUUCCAUUGAUUAAGUCACAAAAAGAAAAAGAUCUUUUUGUUCCUUGAGAUCGAUUGAUCGAUCGAGUAGCUAGAAUGGGAAGGCCACCUUGCUGUGAUAAAAUUGGGGUGAAAAAAGGACCAUGGACACCAGAAGAAGAUAUCAUCUUGGUUUCAUACAUUCAACAACAUGGUCCUGGUAACUGGAGAGCUGUUCCCAGUAAUACUGGUUUGCUUAGAUGCAGCAAAAGCUGUCGGCUCAGAUGGACUAAUUAUCUCCGGCCCGGAAUCAAACGUGGAAACUUCACUGAGCACGAAGAGAAAAUGAUUAUCCACCUCCAAGCUCUUCUCGGCAACAGAUGGGCAGCGAUUGCUUCAUAUCUCCCUCAAAGAACGGAUAAUGAUAUUAAAAACUACUGGAAUACUCAUCUGAGGAAAAAGCUGAAGAAGCUUCAAGGGAAUGAUGAGAAUAGUACUCAAGAUGGAACAACCUCAUCAUCAUCUCAAUCAAAUUUCUCAAAGGGACAGUGGGAGAGGAGGCUUCAAACAGAUAUCCACAUGGCUAGAAAAGCCCUUUGUGAGGCUCUGUCACUUGACAAAUCCGAUUCCCCGGGUAAUCCAAUUAGCCCAAUUGCUGCUCCACAACCCGUUACAGGAUCCAGCUCCUAUGCAUCCAGCGCAGAAAACAUUUCUAGGUUGCUUCAAAAUUGGAUGAAAAGUUCCCCCAAAUCAUCUGAAUUAAGUCGAUCAAAUUCUGAGACAACACAAAGCUCGUUGAAUAACCCAUCAAUCGGGUCGGGUUCAGGUUCGAGUCCUAGUGAAGGUACCAUAAGUGCUGCGACACCAGAGGGUUUUGACUCGCUUUUUAGCGAGGACAAUGCUUUCACACCUGAAAAUACUACGAGUUUUCGGGUUGAAAGCAAGCCGAAUUUUCCAAAUCUUGAUGUGAAAAAUGGAUUUUUGUUUCAAGAGGAGAGCAAGCCAAGUUUGGAGGAGGAGUUACAAGUCCCGUUAACUUUGCUAGAGAAGUGGCUAUUUGAUGAUGCUAUUAAUGCACCAGCACAAGAAGAGUUCAUGGCAAUGGAUUUGGGUGAAUCUGCUGACUUUUUUUUGAAGAAACAUUUACUAGUAAAUGACAGUUCUAGUAAAUAUUUCUUCAGAACAACAUAGCAGUUCAAAUUUGGGGUUUUCUUUAAUCUGUUUUUUAUGUUUGUUACUUGUUAAUUAGAGCUUUGUACUUUAGUUUAAUAGGUUCUACUUAGUAGCUAGCCUGAGCAAAAAUUCUAUUACUUGCAACAGCAAAGAAAAGUGUAUAUUACAAGUAAUCUUAAAUAUGCAUAUGUAGUGAAUAGCACCAGUUGUAAUAAUGUUUAAUUACCAGCC